Molecule: messenger RNA, 1419 nt
Organism: Diaporthe batatas
Lineage: Eukaryota; Fungi; Ascomycota; Sordariomycetes; Diaporthales; Diaporthaceae
Exons: 3
Coding region: 1-1329 (442 amino acids)
Source: RefSeq, a predicted model, not a curated record
AUGGUGGUAAGUCUUGAUCCCUCGACAUCACCAUGCUUACUUGAACCGUCCGACCGCCCAUGGCAGACCUGCAGCAUACAGCAGAUCAAUAAGUACAGCAGGUUCCCUGCCCUCUUCAACGAGCGCAAGUUUGCUCGGCCAUUCCCAGCGCAGAAGCAAACCCUCAGCUUCACAGACGACCUGCCCGCAGAGCUCCGCCUCCUCGUCUACGAGCACCUCUUCGACACCCCGACCACCUUCGAGCUCUGGGGCCCAGACAGGCAGCGCCCCGCCUGGCUCGCAGACACCAACCCCCUCCUCGGGAUCUGGGGCCCGGGGCCUCUGUGGCUCGACCCGCCCCCGCCCCCCGACGCCACGAGCCGCAAGAGCCGACGCGUCACGCGCGGCUGGAGGGCCAAGCACCCGCAGGUCCUCCGGCUGAGCAGGAAGGUCCACGCCGAGGCGGCCGCGCACCUCUACGGGCGCACGACAUUCCGCUUCAGCGCGUACAACGGCAUCGCCGCCAUGGCCGUCUUCGCGCACACCAUCGGCCGGGACCACUACGCCCUCAUCAGGCACGUCGCCGUGCAGCUGCCGCACCGCGACCUCUCGCCGCCGGCCUGGUACCAGCCCGGCGUGGACUUCUGUGCCAACAGGUGCAUCGGGUCGGGGCGGCACUGGGAGUACUUCGAGGACGCGCUGCGGUCCCGGGGGAUGCGCGUGCCGGACCUCGGCGUCCGCAGGUGGCACGUCGCCGGCCAAGGCCGCAGGCGCGGCGAGGUCAUCUACGACAGGGCCGUGGGCCUGGCGUUCCGCCAGCUGCGGGAGAUGGCCGGCCUCCGGACGCUGGAGGUCCUCAUCCCGUGGGACUAUAAGUUCAUCGAGACGCCGAAAAAGGACGAGGAAGAGUGGGACGGGGACAGGGGGGAUAAGGAGCGCUGCUGCUGCCAGGCGGUCGGGUGGGAGGCGGCCGCGGGGCCCCGGGAGGUCGUGAGGCACCUUGUCGAGGCGCACUCGCGGGACCCCGAGUACUGGGCCCUGCUGGCGGACCUCAGGCAGCGGGCCAGGGCCGCCGGGGGGCACCUGAGCAUCUCUCUGGUCCUCGUGUACGCCCAUGUCAGGAACUACGGGCGGAAUACCCACGACUACCGGGUGUCAUUGGCUUUCCACCGCCAGGGGCGCUGGCUGAAGGCAUACGCAAGGGUGAUGGACUAUGGCUUUGGUCACACCUCGUUUGAGGGCGAUAAUGAUAGCCCAUACGUGGUGGAUUACGGCGUGAAUGAGAGGCUCUCUACGGGAUGGGACCAGGACGAGCUUGACCCGAGGCUUGAGCCUCCAGAUCUGGACUGAAGAGAUUUGGGUUGUUGGCAUUGUGGUUUUUUUCUCCUUUUUCUCUCUCUAAACGCUGGGUCUUUGCCCAUCUACCAUUGUGUGAAGGGA